UAAACAAAGCAAUUAAGAAGCAAUGGAAGAAAUUCAAGUAGAGAAGGAAAUGUCGAGUGAGAAACAAGUAGAGAAAACUCUGAAUGAUUGGCUUCCAAUUACAAAGUCAAGGAAGGCAAAAUGGUGGUACUCUGCUUUCCACAAUGUCACUGCCAUGGUUGGUGCUGGUGUCUUGGGCCUCCCUUAUGCCAUGUCUCAACUUGGAUGGGGUCCAGGUGCAGUCGUGAUGGUGCUGUCAUGGGUGAUUACACUGUAUACACUAUGGCAAAUGGUGGAGAUGCAUGAAAUGGUGCCUGGAAAGAGAUUUGAUAGGUACCAUGAGCUGGGGCAGCAUGCUUUUGGGGAAAAACUUGGGCUUUGGGUGGUGGUUCCUCAGCAACUGAUGGUAGAAGUAGGGGUUAAUAUAGUUUAUAUGGUUACAGGAGGCAAGUCUUUAAAGAAAUUUCAUGAUACUGUUUGCCCUGAUUGCAAACAGAUUAAAACCACUUAUUUCAUUAUGAUAUUUGGCUCCGUUCACUUUGUUCUCUCUCAUCUCCCAAGUUUCAAUUCCAUCACUGCUGUCUCUUUUGCUGCUGCUGUUAUGUCCUUGAGUUAUUCAACUAUUGGUUGGGUAGCUUCAGCGCACAAAGGGGUUCAACCUGGUGUACAAUAUGAACCUAGGGCAUCAACUUCGACAGGACAGCUUUUCGGAUUCUUUAGUGCACUGGGAGAUGUAGCUUUUGCGUUUGCAGGGCACAAUGUCGUUUUGGAGAUUCAGGCAACAAUUCCUUCCACACCUGAAAAGCCUUCCAAGAAACCCAUGUGGAAAGGCGUUAUCAUUGCCUAUUUAGUUGUUGCUUUGUGUUACUUCCCUGUUGCUUUUAUAGGUUACUUGGUAUUUGGAAACAAAGUUGAGGACAAUAUCCUCAUUUCACUUGAAAAACCUUGGUGGCUCAUCGCUGUUGCUAAUUUAUUCGUCGUCAUUCAUGUCAUCGGAAGUUAUCAGAUUUUCGCAGUGCCGGUUUUUGACAUGUUAGAAUCAUUUUUGGUAUUGAGAAUGAAAUUGAAGCCAAGCUUAAUUCUUCGGUUUAUGACUCGAACUUCAUAUGUUGCUUUGACGAUGUUUCUUGCUAUGACAUUCCCAUUUUUUGGAGGGCUUCUCAGUUUCUUUGGAGGAUUUGCUUUUGCUCCUACCACAUACUAUCUUCCUUGCAUCAUGUGGCUUGCCAUAUACAAACCCAGGAGAUUUAGUUUAUCCUGGUUUGCAAAUUGGGUGUGCAUCUCAUUGGGUGUCAUUUUGAUGGUUUUAGCUCCAAUUGGUGCACUCAGGCAAUUGAUUCUUCAAGCAAAGGACUUCAAGUUUUAUUCUUAGAGUUUCUUCUAUAAGGGCCUUUUGCUUUUAGCAUUUCUUUUUUGUUCCUGUUUUAGUGUCCUUAUUUUUCUUUUAGGUACAACCUUUUGUUCUUAUUACCAUUAUAUUUUAAUGUAAUGUGUAUAUAAUAUUAUGACAUUUUUUAUUUUUCAUUUCUUCUACAA
Messenger RNA from Jatropha curcas, 1515 nucleotides. RefSeq names its product lysine histidine transporter 1. The record is from RefSeq and is a predicted model, not a curated record. NCBI's taxonomy places the organism in Eukaryota, Viridiplantae, Streptophyta, Magnoliopsida, Malpighiales, Euphorbiaceae.